UUCAUUUCAGAUAUUUUCGGCCUCUUAAACCUACUCACAGAUAUUAGAGACUAAAAAAACCUACUCACAGAUAUUAGAGACUUUUAAAACUGUGUGUGGAUUAUCGAUACAAGUAUUAUAAUACUAUCAGCUAUUUUAUGUUAUGAAUUAUUGAUAGCUAAUAUAUUGAUUCUUCAACUUUGACCUCUGAUUAUUCUAAAAAUGAUGGAAAUAGAAGAGGAGGUAACUCCGGUCUACAGUCAACAUGUUUGUUUUAUUUGUAAAAAAUUUUACACUCAACCAAAGAUCUUGCCAUGUCAGCAUUAUUUCUGCUGUGCUUGCCUUAACCAAUAUAUCCAGUCUCGCCUUGAUGCCUUUGAGCGGAGUUGUUUCCCAUGUCCCCUAUGUCGAGAGAUCGUGCCAGCACCGGAUCAUACAAGACAUCAGAUGUACUGGGCCCAGCUGUUCCCCUCUGUUGACAUCGAUAGCAUAAUUAAAGAAGCACAGCACGGAGUCUCUAAAGAAUGUCAUUUGUGUAAACGAAGAUAUCGACCAAGAAAAUCCUUAAUAGAAUAUUCCAUCUGGUGUGAUACAUGUCGUCUGUCCUUGUGUCAUGAAUGUGAAGGUCAACACCGCAGCCAACACACGGACCACGUCUUCAUGCCCAUUAUUGACAGCUCUAAAUCUCGCAAUAAGUUGAAUUAUCGUCGUGCAUGUUCCAUUCACCGAGAUGAAUUCAAUGAUUACUACUGUCCAACGUGUCUACUUUCCGUUUGUACGAAGUGCGUGAAGAAAUAUCACUACCAUUGUAACGAAAUUGACGUUAUUUGUGAGGAUUUGUCUGAUACCAUUCCGGUUAGUGUCAUAGAUUCCUUAUCAUGCAGUAGUCCUUCUCGGAGUCCAUACUCAAGCCCUUUUCGUAGACUUUCUUAUUAUGAAUCAAGGGAGACUAUUCAGCCCCUAAAAUCUGAACCAUUAUAUUGUGAAUCUCCGCCAUGCAAAUCAAUUAAAAACAUAUUUUCGAUAGAAACACAUCUAAAUGAUGAUAUUGUGCCACCGAUGUUAGAAGAUCUCAUCGUAAUGACGAUAAAUGGCACGACAACCGUAAUCGUCACAGAUAUCGAUAAUAAUUGUUUGAAAAUUUUCUGUAACAAGCAAGGCGAGGAUUCGAAUUCUGUUUUAAAACUUUCCUGUAAAGCUUACCGAUUAACAGAACUAGAAAAUGACCACAUUGCUGCAACCAUGCCGUUAUCGGCUAAAAUCGUUGUAAUUAAGGCCCGAUCACAAGAAUUUGAAAUACGCUCAACCAUCAAAACUAAGAAACGAUAUUGUGGAAUUGUGGGAUUAGAAGGCCAUAGGUUAUUGGUCGGAACAGCUUGGGCAAACCCAGUGGCUUUGGACAUUUUGAAUAGCGAUGGAGAAAUUCUUGUGUCGGUGGAAGAAGACAACAUGGGUCGCUCUCUAUUAGCAGCAUCCUUGACCUAUAUAAAGAAAGCACCAUCUGGUGAUAUAUUGGUAACUGACUGGAGUAAAGAGACCGUACUUUGCAUGUCCCCAGAUUUGACGUCUGUCAUUUGGAAGUACCAGGAUGUGAAUCACAGGAUUGAUCACCCACUCGGUUUCGACUGUGAUCCAUACGGUAGAAUCUACGUGGCUGAUUUAGAAGGAAAUAGUGUAGUAGAGUUAUCCCCCAUGGGAGAGUUUGAGAGACAAAUUAUUACAGGUGUUGAUCAACCAAAAAGCGUUGCUGUUGAUGAUCAUGGUAAACUUUAUAUAUUACUACAAGAAGGUACAAUUAAAAUUGUAUCUUUUUGAAACUGAUGAUAGUAUUACCAAUGUCCACACUCCAACGUCUUUCGAGAGUGCAAUUAAAGGGACUAUAAAAUUGGUUCAUCCCUCUGUCUGUCUGUUUGUCUUUCUCUACAAGCUGUCAUCUUCAUUAGCCCACUCGGUGCAGAACAGUAGGACGUUGAACCCCAUUUCACUUACGUCACAGCUCUCGGAACUCAAUGACUCUUGAUUCUAUUAGAUGUCUUGACCGAGUUUGGUAAUGAGCGUCUGCUGCUUAGGCUAAGCAGCUGUUUGUCUGCAAAACUUUUGGGAACACAAUAACUUUUCUAAUGGGGUUUAAUGUCCAUUCGACACAAACUAGGUGAUUUCAGAACUAAUCUAUCAUUCAAUUUUAUUUCAUUAAAUCGCUUGCACGUAUGGGUCGUUGGCAGUGAGAGGAAACCGGAGGCCCCGAAGAAAACCCACAGGGUUGGACAAGCGACCAUACUCCUUGUCAUGUACAAGUGUGGGAUCAAACCACCCCACUUGACUCACUGACGGACCUUAUGAUCUAAAGCACAUGCAUUUGACCAUUAGACCUCCGAACAUUAAACAGAGUACUAAACAAUUUAUUUGGUAGAUGCUUUGUAAAAAGAUAAAUGAGCAAGUAGUUAAUGAGUGUCAUCUAUUUAUUUUGGGAUUGUACUGUGUAUUUAUAUGUACCAUAUAGACUUAUUAAUCUAAUGCCUCUAUAAUUAUAUAUGCACUUUAUACACACAUUUUAAAAACAUAUUAUUCAAGAGCUAAAACUGCCUAUUGCAGGACUUUAUUUUGACUUUAAAUGUUAUAUAAACUAUUAUUUAGACGUGUAUUCACAUGAGAAGCCUAUAAUCAACUCUCUAGAUCAACGGAUGGUCAAGAUUUAAAAGGAUUGAAACAUGAUCGCCAUUUAAUGAUUUAAUUCAAAAAUGGAAAAUUUAGGGCUUAGUCUUGAUUGUCAAGUGCCGGUGCUAUGAUAAUAAACAAUCUAUGCUACAACUGCAAACACCACUAACUUCGCUCAGAAUUAAGUAAUUUGAAUGAAAUUUUCAACAUAUUGAUGUUUCAUUAUCUAUUUUUCAUCUAUUAUAGCAAGAUCGGCCAGUUCUUUAUCUAAAUCUUACAUAAUGCAUCUUUAAACAGACCUGGAAAUCAUGAUUUAACCUUGUACUUGACAAAAUGUCAGGCACUACAUAAUAAGUUAUUUUUAAUUUUGUGCCAGAAAUUUACUGAGUAUAUAAAAAAAAACCACAGAACCUAGACAAAUUUGUACUGGACAAAAUGACAUGCACAAGAAGAAUUGUGUCAGAGAGUUUGUACCUGACAAUGUCUGUGACAGGUGUCUUAUUACCAAACUUGGUUUUAACAUAUAAACAGUUGGUAUUUGAUUUAUAUAUUGAACUUCAGAUUAAAGCUGGUUCUUAAUGGCUUU
This is a messenger RNA of Patella vulgata (common limpet), 3220 nucleotides long. RefSeq lists its product as uncharacterized. Gene Ontology annotation, molecular function: zinc ion binding; ubiquitin-protein transferase activity. Gene Ontology annotation, biological process: positive regulation of DNA-templated transcription. Bases 202 to 1794 code for a protein of 530 amino acids. The transcript has 3 exons. Gene Ontology annotation, cellular component: nucleoplasm; chromatin. Lineage: Eukaryota; Metazoa; Mollusca; Gastropoda; Patellidae. The record is from RefSeq and is a predicted model, not a curated record.